Vanessa atalanta (red admiral) is the source of this 893-nucleotide messenger RNA. RefSeq names its product circadian clock-controlled protein daywake-like. The record is from RefSeq and is a predicted model, not a curated record. NCBI's taxonomy places the organism in Eukaryota, Metazoa, Arthropoda, Insecta, Lepidoptera, Nymphalidae. The transcript has 5 exons. Bases 87 to 839 code for a protein of 250 amino acids.
CAGUAUUCGCUUCGACGCAGUAGCUACUGAGCUCUUCUCAAAACCAGAUUAGUUCUUCACUUCCUGCACAAAAGCACAUCACCACAAUGAAGUAUUUAAUAGCAAUCGUGUUUCUUGUUGGUAUCUGCCAUGUAAGAACUGAAGAUGAUUUUUUUCCUGAUUAUAUCCAACCGUGCGAUUUGAAGGAGGAAGAAUUCACAAAAUGUGUAAAACAACAGAUAGAAGACAGUCUGCCACACUUUUCGAAGGGCAUUCCGGAACUUGGAGUUCCUUCGGUUGAUCCAGUAAAUUUGGACGAUAUAACCAUUGACGGAAAUGGCCUCAAAUUAAAAUUCAAUAAAGCGCAAAUGCACGGACUUAGCCAUACUAUGCUGACGAAACUAAAAGUGGAUAUCGGACAAGAAGAUGAGAGAUUUAAUCUUGGAAUAAUAGCAAACCUAAGCUUAACAGCCAAGUACAACGCAGAUGGAAAAAUUUUGAUACUUCCUAUCAAAGGAGAUGGAGACGCUGUUAUAACGUGCAAAAACAUUGAGGUUGAAAUCAACAGUAAAUUGAGUCACAUUAAAAGUAGCAAAGGACUGCACUUCAAGCUUGUGACGCCAAACUAUAAAUAUGAUAUUCAAUCUACGACAUUCGAGUUUGAGAAUUUGUUCAACGGCAACAAGCAACUUGCGGAUGCAACAUUGCAGUUUGCAAAUGAAAACUGGCGACAACUUAUGGACGAUUUGGCACCUCCAGUUGUGAAGCAGAUUGUUAAGACUAUUGUUAAAGCCAUCAACAAAUUCUUCUCUAAAGUCACCAUCAAUCGCAUUGUUAAUGGUUACAAGCAAACAUCUUAAAACUCUGAUAGAAUUUAUUAUUGUAUUUAAUAAAGCAUGAAUGUGAUAUCUGAA